AUGACCCAAACCAAUAUCCACAUUCCAAGCCUUGGAAACACCAAUGUAUUCACCCGGACAUUGAGCAUAGAUGACCUGAAGAGCUGCGUAAUCGUCGAAAGCGCAUUUUCCGAGCAAGAGCGCUGCUCCGAGGAAAAGUUCCGCUAUCGCCUGAGCUCUUGUCCAGAUCUCUGCCUGGGUCUAUUUGUCAACAACGAAGAUGAAAAGCCCCCCACACUGAUUGGCCAUGUCAUUGCAAUCCGCUCGCCAUACGAGCUCGUGACAGAUGGCUCGAUGUCCAUGCCGGAGAAUUGGGAAUCGUUGCCGAAUGACGAGCCUGUCUUUGUAGAUGGGGAGCUAAUUGGGAAUCACAAGUAUGGUGAUUCAAUUGCUAUUCAUUCUGUUGCUAUUUCACCUGAUUAUCAGGGAAAGAGGGUGGGUAGGGCGCUUGUUAGUGCCUAUGCUCGGCAUCUUGAAAAUGGGUCAUUUGGAGCGAGUAGAGCUGUGCUAAUUGCUCAUGAUUAUUUGGUGAACUUUUAUGAGAGUGUUGGGUUUAAGAAUUUGGGGUUGAGCAAGUCUAGCUUUGCCGGGGGUGUUUGGUAUGACAUGACAUAUGAGCUUUGA
Messenger RNA from Penicillium nucicola, 603 nucleotides. RefSeq lists its product as uncharacterized. NCBI's taxonomy places the organism in Eukaryota, Fungi, Ascomycota, Eurotiomycetes, Eurotiales, Aspergillaceae. The coding region runs from base 1 to 603 and encodes 200 amino acids. The record is from RefSeq and is a predicted model, not a curated record. Gene Ontology annotation, molecular function: aralkylamine N-acetyltransferase activity. Gene Ontology annotation, cellular component: cytoplasm. The transcript is spliced from 3 exons.